Larimichthys crocea (large yellow croaker) is the source of this 1156-nucleotide messenger RNA. RefSeq names its product guanine nucleotide binding protein (G protein), gamma 13a (gene gng13a). Gene Ontology annotation, biological process: sensory perception of taste; phospholipase C-activating G protein-coupled receptor signaling pathway. Lineage: Eukaryota; Metazoa; Chordata; Actinopteri; Sciaenidae. The coding region runs from base 265 to 468 and encodes 67 amino acids. Gene Ontology annotation, cellular component: heterotrimeric G-protein complex. The transcript is spliced from 3 exons. Gene Ontology annotation, molecular function: G-protein beta-subunit binding. The record is from RefSeq and is a predicted model, not a curated record.
CAGUCGCUACCAGAGAGGAGCGCAGGGGAGUGCCCUGCGCCGCGGACACACGCAGCCUCCUCCUCCUCCUCCUCCUCCUCCUUUCUCCUCCUCUUCUUCUUCCUCUUCCUCCUGCCUGCACUGAAGCCGGACUCCUCUGCCGGGGAAACUCCACCGACUCUCAGCUGUUAUUGUCGCUGUCACAGCCCCUGCCUGCAUCCUCCAUCAGCCGGCUGCACAUUAAAUCGACCAGCGCUCCUCUCCCGGUAGGCCUGACGUAGCAUCAUGGAGGAGUUAGACGUCCCACAGAUGAGGAGGGAAGUGGAAAGCCUUCAGUAUCAGCUGGCAAUCAACAGAGAGAAAUCCUCCAUCACCGUUACUGAACUGGUGAAGUGGAUCGAGGGUUGUGUUUGUGAAGAUCCAUUUCUGAACCCGGAGCUGAUGAGAGCCAACCCCUGGGUUGAGAAGGGCAAAUGUGUGAUCCUCUAAUGAUCACACACACAUACACAUACACAUACACAUACACAUACACAUACACAUACACAUACACAUACACAUACAUCGACUUAGGUCACUUUUGGGGGCAUUACAAAGACUUUCAUUCAUUUCCUGGACGGUUAUCCGAACCCCUACUUGUACCUUAACCUGAACCAGGGACCCAAGAAUCCACUUUUUGCCAGUUGGGGACUUUGAUUGUUCUUUUAUGAUUAUAUGUGAUAAAUAAUAGGUUCAAUUCAAUUGGCUUUUGUCCCCAAUUGGACAGCCAUCCCCAGUUAACUGGUCUUUAGUCUGAGAUGUGUCCCCGAAGGUUUCCCAAGUCCUCUCUCACACACACACACACACGAUCAUGGGUGCAUAUAAACUAAAGAAACACACACACACUCCACCAACUGCACUAACUCACUUAUUUACCCUCUCUAGCUCUAUUUCUCUCUCCCUCACAUGCACGCACACACACACACACACACACACACACACAUUAUUGCUAUUAUCAUGUCUAUUUAUUGGGAGACUCCUGAAUGCUUUUAAUUUAUGUCCAGACUACUGUGUGUGUGUGAGUGUACAGCACUGAGUAGCUUUCUAGAAGUUUGAUUUGAUGGACUGCUGAGAAAUGUUCAACAACACGUUUUUAUUGGCUCUUUACACUGUCAAUCAAAAUAAAGACUUUUGAAUUUAA